UAGUGUGUUUACCAGACUGUAACGCACGCCGCGCAGUUUGACUGUGUUUAGGUUGUGUGUUUGCGAGUGUGUAAGGGCUUCUUUUUCCAAGUUAAUCCCUGAAGAAGAGGUGUGGUUCUGUUUCUGUUUCUGCACCGCCUCUCCUCUCUGAGCGCAGUAUCCUCACACACUCCUCUCCUCCUCUUCAUCUUCCUCUGUCGUCUUUACUCUUCUCUGCAUCUGCUGUCGCUCCUGUGUGGCAUGAGUUCUUGUGGGGAGAUGGGGGAGGCCAUUGAGCUCAGUACCAGGGAGCACGUGACCCCGGAGAUGAACAAGCUGCGACAGAGCCUCCGGAGGAAGAAGCCCACCUACGUGCCCGAGGCCAGCAGACCCCAUCAGUGGCAGGCGGACGAGGAGGCGGUGCGAAAGGGGAAAUGUAACUUCCCCGUCAGAUACCUGGGGUUGGUCGAGGUGGAGGAGUCGAGAGGGAUGCACGUAUGCGAGGAGGCGGUGAAGAAACUAAAAGUUAGCGGCAAAAAGACGGUCAAGGCAGUAUUGUGGGUUUCGGCAGAUGGACUCAGGGUGGUGGAUGACAAAACUAAGGACCUCAUCGUGGAUCAGACCAUAGAGAAGGUUUCGUUCUGCGCCCCCGAUCGUAAUUAUGACAAGGCUUUCUCCUACAUCUGCAGAGACGGCACCACCCGGCGCUGGAUGUGCCACUGCUUCAUGGCUCUCAAAGACUCGGGGGAAAGACUGAGCCAUGCGGUCGGCUGUGCCUUCGCCGCCUGUCUGGAGAGGAAGCAGCGGCGGGAGAAGGAGUGCGGCGUCACGGCCUCCUUCGACGCCAGCCGCACAUCGUUCGUCCGCGAGGGAUCCUUCCGCUCAAACCCGACCUGCCAGCAGAGCAGCAGCAGCGACAGAGAGGACAAGCUGCAGGACAAGAGGAAAGAACAACCCUCUGCCAUGCCGGCCCCCCCCCCUGGCUCCGCCUCCCCUCCCGAGGGCGAGGAGUACCCCAUGGACCGGUCAGAGCCCGGCGGGCCUCGCGCCAUCCCUCGCCGCCACGCGCCCAUCGAGCAGCUGGUGCGUCAGGGAUCGUUCCGGGGGUUUCCGGCCCUCAGCCAGAAGAACUCCCCGUUCAAACGGCAGCUGUCGCUCCGCCUCAACGACCUGCCGUCGACGCUGCAGCGCAAGACCGACUACCAGGACAAGAACCCCGACAUGGACAUGGGGAUGCAGGAUGAGGACGACGGGACCAUCAACGCCCUGUGCAGCCAGAUCAACAACUCCUUCUCCAAUCCGGCCGAGGAGAUCUUCCACAACCCCUCCUUCUCUUCAAACGGCCCUCCAGCCUGCACUGUGCCCCCUGCCCUGCCCCCACCACCGGGAUCCCUGCAGGGUAAUCCUUCCUGGGGGCAGCCGGAGCCGCCGCUCCACUCUCCUCCCCCGGUGUCUGUGGCGAUGCAGAUGCACUGCGGACACCGGCGCACCCCCUCCGAGGCCGAGCGGUGGCUGGAGGAAGUCUCUAAGGCUGUGAAGGCUCAACAGACACCUCCUCCUGGCCCCGCCAUCCCCAUCAUCCCUGGACCCCCUUCCAUGUCCAGUCAGGUGGCCAUAAUCGCUUCCGCUGUGUCCACUAUCCCCAUGUCCCUCGGCACCAUGUCCAAACCUCUGCUCUCGGGCCCCCCUUCUCUCUUAGCUCAGGCACCAAUGCCUCUCCCACCCAUGUCAUUAUCAUCAGUCCCUCUAAUACCCGGCCCUCCGGUGUCCGGGCCCCCUAUGUCCCUCCCUUCCAUGUCCAUUCCCACCAUGUCCGGUCCGAGCAUGUCUGGCGCCUCCAUGCUCCAGCCCUCCCUCCCGGGGCUCCCAGGCUCCCUACCAAGCUCCAUGCAGCCCUUCCCCUUGGCGUUCGACACCACCCCCGCUCCGGUGGGAAUGUUCGGCAGCCAGCCGGUCCAGCCGGCCUUUGUGCCCAUGCAGACGUACAUGCCCGGCCUGGCCAGCAGUAUGACAUAUCCCAGCGCCAGCGUGCCAGUGGUGGGCAUCACUCCGUCGCAAAUGGUGGCGAAUGUCUUCUGCACCGCUGCAGGCUCAUCCAGUGGGGGUGUAUCGAUGGGAUCAGGAGUAGGAGGACCCAAAGUGGGGACACUGGGAAUGGCCGGGGGGCACCAUUCCUACCCCGGACUACCUGGGUUCUCCACACCACCUUUCUCUCCCACUCCGCCGUUAUCGACAGCCAUUAACGGGGUCCCGCCGCACAGCAGCGCCUCCAUGGCCCUCCAGAACGGGACGUCCAACAGCGGGAGCAGCUGGCCUCCAGAGGGCAGCCAGCUGACGGCUCCAGCACCCCAAGAAGAUGAUCGAUUCGAGGCCAAGUGGGCGGCACUGGAGGCCAAACCUCCGGGGAACAAAUCACCUGCUGCAGCGGCAAACCCCUUCUCCAACAAUCUUCAGAAGACUUUUGAGAUCGAGCUUUAAGCAAGAGUGAACGUCCCAAAGCUGUAGACCUGGAGGUAAAACGGGAUACAGGUCUUAAAGUUAGCCUAGCAUCCGAUCUGCCCCGCAACCUGCUCAAAGCUCUCAUAGGAGUUAAUGAUAUAAUGAUCUUAAUUGCUUUCUUGACACCCCCAUGAGAGCUUUGAAGACAUUUUGCUGGGCUGCGAUUCGGACUUGACGGACUGAAGGCUCCGCUCCACCCGCUAACCACCUCCCUGCUUUCACCGCGCUACUCUGACUUUACUUUAUUGCUGCAAGUCCCCCUGGAUGUACUGUAUGUGCCCCCCCCCCCUUCCGUUAUAGAGGGGCACAAACUCAGUGGUUUCUUUCUUUAAAAAGUGGGACUCAGAUGCAUUCCAAACUCGUGAGAUAUAUUUUCUUUCUGGUGGAGAUUUUGGUUCAAGACAAAAAGAUGUGCAGAGAAAAGGAUUAGCCAAUGAAGUAAGACCCCACCCUUCCAGCCCCCAAAGGACUUACUGACUAAUAGUAGAGAUUUAUGGCCAAAUUAUUUUAUUUAUUGUACUUCAUUUUUACUUUAACAAGUUAUAUAUACUUAAAAAAUCAAAUUCUUAAUGCAGUGUUUCAGAACUGCGCUUUUUUCUUUCUUCUUUUCAUCCCAAUAUAUUUAUUUUACCCGAGAGGAGGGAGACUACAGGUAGCUUAAAAUGCGUGCAAAGCAUUGUGGGAGUCAUGUGAACCAAAUAGGAUGAAGCAGCGUGUAGUGAGAAAGUGAGUGUAUAUAGCGGCAUGUUUCUUCCACGUAUCUCCGCUCCACUGAGGCCCGAUAAGUCAUUUUGACUUGAGCCUUCCCUCAAGGGUCGCUGGGGCAUGAAGAACAACUUCAGGAUCACACACACACACACACACACACAUACACACACACACACACACACACACACACACACACACACACACACACACACACACACACACACACACACACACACACACACACACACACACACUCUGGACAAUACAGCACAACAGACCUUUGGACUUCAUCUUCUCCACAAAAGCCAGAGGAACUUUAACAUCUCAGUGGAAACACUAAACAACACUGUGCAACAAAAAAACAAAAACGAUGCACUACUUUACAGCGUUCAUAAUCCUUUUUAUAUGUUACAAACACAGGGUAUAGUCUCAUCACGUACAAUAUGAUUGUGUAUUCACCUCUACUGCGUUACUGUUGCAUUAGUAUUGCACUCAUUACAGAGUUUGGGAUGGAUGAUGAGAAGAGGAACAUGAGCCGAGGCUUGGGAAAUGAAAGGUGCUUCAGAUGUGGGAUUACUAAAGACAUUUGAUUGAGGGAAUAACAGUAAGAAGAAAUCACUAGAGGAAUAAAAAGGAAGGCGAACCUGUAUGUGAACGAUUGAAGGAGAGAAUGGAGUCAUAACGUCUGAAAAAAAUGAGAUGGGGGAAGUCUGAAGAAAAGAAAAUGGGAUAAGAUAUAAAAGAGUGAGAAAGAGUGUGUGAAAAUAUUGAGAACAAAGACACAUUCAUCACAACCCACGCACAGUCUGCUGCAUCCUUCAGUCUGAAAGCCAAGUCCAUGUUCCUCAGCUCUUAAAAACCUCACAAAUUUGAUCAUAUUUAAAAAGAUCUUGCUUAUUAAAUUAAUUACAGCCUCACGGUCAAAUUUCCAACCCUAUCAACAGAGCUUUCUGUGUUUCAACUUGUCGAAGAACACAUUACGAAGCAGGAACUUUAUUUAUAGAAGCAGGUGGUUUCUGUUUGUCCUGUAGAAACUGAACAGAGAUGCUCCUGUUUUUGUUCCUCGGGAAUGUAAUUGUGUGGAUAUGGACCGUCGCUGAUUGAGUUUCCUGCUCAUUAACUCGUCACACUUUAAUUCGAUUAUUCCGUCUCUUCCUGUGGUUGCGAUACUGUCUGCUAAGCUGCCUCUUUUUCAGACACUUAAUGUAACCUUGGAAUGAAUCAUACCAUGCCCUGCCUUCAUUUCCGGAUAAAACCAUAUUGUUUCCCCAGCAAAAGAAACCAAAACCAAACUCCUUUCUACCCUCCUCUCUCCUCCAAGACCUGACUCAUGAAAUCAAUGCUUUUAUUUUAAUUUAAAUAUAUAUUUUAGACUCUCGUUUGCCCGCCCUUCCAAAUUAUAAAUGUAGGUUAAUUGUGUUCCGCGUUAAAGCAAACUAAACGACCUCAUAAACUUGAUUGUAAAACCAUAGUUUAGUGAUGGUGUAACAAAGCAAACCAGUGGGAUUUAUUUUUAAUCUUUAUUUACAGAUUUUUUGUAUUUAAACCUACAUAUUUGUAUUGUAAUUACAUUGUACAAAAGAUAAAUAAAAGUAAUAUAAUAUUA
Molecule: messenger RNA, 4792 nt
Organism: Eleginops maclovinus (Patagonian blennie)
Lineage: Eukaryota; Metazoa; Chordata; Actinopteri; Perciformes; Eleginopidae
Gene: numbl
Product: NUMB like endocytic adaptor protein
Biological process (GO): positive regulation of neurogenesis
Cellular component (GO): cytoplasm
Source: RefSeq, a predicted model, not a curated record